CUUUAGUUGAAGUGAUUAAAGUAGCAUAUAGUCAAGAUACCAAAAAAUAUGACAAAUUAGAAGCAUCAUAUGUAAACUAUCUUAAAACUUUACAGCAAAAAAGAGAUCCAGAAGAUCAUGUUAGAUAUGUAGCAAAGCAACACGCUCCAAAUGAGAAAAUCUAUAAUGAAAGAAUGGCAGAUUUCAAAGAUUGGUAUAAUGAGGAA
Racocetra persica is the source of this 206-nucleotide messenger RNA. The record is from the annotation of a GenBank genome assembly. NCBI's taxonomy places the organism in Eukaryota, Fungi, Glomeromycota, Glomeromycetes, Diversisporales, Gigasporaceae.